Molecule: messenger RNA, 2013 nt
Organism: Onychostruthus taczanowskii (white-rumped snowfinch)
Lineage: Eukaryota; Metazoa; Chordata; Aves; Passeriformes; Passeridae
Gene: PPEF1
Product: protein phosphatase with EF-hand domain 1
Exons: 16
Coding region: 1-2013 (670 amino acids)
Biological process (GO): detection of stimulus involved in sensory perception
Cellular component (GO): cytosol; nucleus
Molecular function (GO): iron ion binding; protein serine/threonine phosphatase activity; manganese ion binding
Source: RefSeq, a predicted model, not a curated record
AUGGGCAGCAUCAUUGGAACCAUGGGGUGCAGCAGUUCUGUAGCUGACAGAAGGUCAGAGAAUGUCAUUAGAGCUGCAAUCCUCAUCCAGAAGUGGUACCGCUUCACCAUGGCCCGCCUGGAGAUGAGGCGCCGCUAUUCUCUCAGCAUCUUUCAGUCAAUCGAAUAUGCUGACGAGCAGGAUCAACUACAGCUAUCCAACUUUUUUACAUUCAUGCUGGAUCAUUGUACUCAUCCUGAUUCAGUUUCUCAAAUUUUUACCAGUCCUAGUGCUCCUCAGGUGGUGGAUGAAGACUUGUGUUUAAAAGAAUUUGAAAAGAAGAUUGAUGUUCCAGACUCCUAUGGUGGACCACGACUCUCAUUCCCCCUUACUGUUGAAGAUGCCAAUGCUCUCCUUCAUGCUUUCAGGAAUGAACAGCUGCUUCAUGCCCGCUAUGUACUGCAGCUGCUAAGUGAAACUAGGAGGGUUCUCAAGGAGAUGCCAAAUAUUACCCAUCUUUCAACUUCCUACUCCAAGGAGAUAACUGUCUGUGGAGAUUUGCAUGGAAACCUGGAUGAUCUUUUGCUGAUAUUCUAUAAGAAUGGUCUGCCUUCAGAACAAAACCGCUAUGUCUUUAAUGGUGAUUUUGUCGACAGAGGGAAAAAUUCUAUGGAAAUACUUAUAAUCCUAUUUGCAUUUCUUCUUAUCUAUCCCAAUGAUUUACACUUGAAUAGAGGAAACCAUGAAGACUACAUCAUGAACCUGAGAUAUGGAUUCACAAAAGAAGUUUCAAAGAAGUACAAGGAUCAUUGGAAACAGAUUUUGUGUCUUCUGCGAGAUGUUUUUAGCUGGCUUCCCCUUGCCACUAUAAUUGAUAGCAAAGUUCUUAUACUACAUGGGGGGAUUUCAGACACGACAGAUUUGGAUUUCCUGAAUGCACUUGAGAGAAAUAAGUUGAAAUCUUUGAUGCGGCCACCAAAGUCAAUGAGAAACAGACAGGACCAAGUGAAGAAGAGAAUUCCCAUGACCAAACCCAGUAAACACAUUGCCAACCAGCAUGUUGCAGGGAAGACACAACACAUCUCCUCAUCGGACUUCACUGAGCCUUCAGGUUCAAAUUUGCCUCCAGACCCCGCCCUGAAGGAAUGGAAACAAAUCCUUGACAUUCUGUGGAGUGAUCCAAGAAGCCAAAAUGGCUGUACACCAAACAAGUGUCGAGGAGGAGGCUGUUACUUUGGUCCUGAUGUCACUGCCAAGCUGUUUGAGAGAUAUAAUCUGAAGAUGCUCAUCAGGUCUCAUGAAUUUAAGCCAGAAGGUUAUGAGAUCAGUCAUGAUGGGAAGGUUAUCACCAUAUUCUCUGCCUCUAACUAUUACGAAGAGGGCAGUAACCGGGGCGCUUACAUCAAGCUGAAUCCCGAGCUGACCCCUCGCUUUGUGCAGUACCAGGUCAGCAAGCUCACGCGCAGGCAGAAUCUCCGGGAGAGGGUAGGUACAAUUGAAUCAUCUGCCUUAAAGUCCUUACGAGAGAAGAUUUAUGCACACAGGUCUGAACUCAUCAGUGCUUUUGCACAAUACGACGUCAGUGGCACAGGCAGGAUUUCUGUCAACGACUGGGCUGCAGCCAUGGAGUCUGUCCUACAGCUGGAACUGCCCUGGAGGAUGCUGCGGUCUCAGCUAGCACAGAUGAACCCAGAUGGAGAAGUUGACUUCAUGUCAUGUUUUUAUGAUUUGAAAAUGGGUCAACCUAUAAAAGAGGCUCAGCCAGCUUUGGCAGAAACACUGUGCAGAUACAGAAAGGAUCUGGAGAUCAUCUUUAACAUCAUUGACAAAGAUCACUCAGGUUUGAUUUCUCUUGAGGAAUUCAGCCAGACAUGGAGACUGUUCACUUCUCACCUGGGCAUUGAUAUACAGGAUGACUCCAUUGACAAGUUAGUCCUCAGCAUAGAUUACAACAAAGAUGGCCACAUUGACUUCAAUGAAUUUUUAGAGGCAUUUCACGUUGUUCACAGACUUGAGAAAAAGGCAACCUCAUGA